AUGGAAAAGGAACAGAGGAACCAAACCAAUUUUGCUGGAUUCAUCCUCCUGGGUCUCUCUGCCUCGCCCGAGUUCCAGAGUCUUCUCAUCCCCAUCUUCCUCUCCAUAUACUUGGUUGGCCUGCUGGGGAACCUCUUGAUCAUCCUGGUGAUCUGCUCCAAUGAUACCCUCUUCCAUAGCCCCAUGUACUUCUUCCUCAGCCACCUCUCCUUAGCUGACAUUGGAUUCAGCUCCAACGCCAUGCCCAAGAUGUUGCAGAUCCUGGUGUCCAAGACCAACACCAUAUCCUACAAUGGCUGCUUGACCCAGCUGUAUUUCUUUGUGGUCUUUUGCACCACAGAUAACUUCCUCCUGGCUUCCAUGGCCUGUGAUCGCUACGUGGCUAUCUGCCGCCCACUACAUUAUAGUAGAGUGAUGAGCUACAAGCGCUGUCUGAUCUUGGCUGCCGGAUCUUGGCUCCUGUCCAAUGCCCAGGGCUUGCUGUAUGUAUUCUCGAUAUCUGGUUUUUCCUUCUGUGCUUCCCGGGAGAUCUCCCAUUUCUUCUGCGAUGUUCACCCUUUAAUCAAACUCUCCUGCUCAGACACCUCCUCUGUUGAAAUGAUGCUUAUGUUUGAAGGCACGGCGACUAUGCUCGGGCCCCUCUUGCUUAUCCUCAUCUCCUACAUCUUCAUUGUCUCCAAAGUGUUGAAGGUCCCAUCUGCUUCUGGGAAGUACAAGGCCUUCUCCACCUGUGGCUCCCACCUCACCACGGUAGCCUUGUUCUACGGCACUCUGAUAGGAACCUACAUCCGCCCAUCAUCCACAUAUUCCGGCACUAAGUUGAGCAUGGCAUCCAUUUUCUACACUGCCGUCACUCCUAUGCUCAACCCCUUUAUCUAUAGCCUGAGGAACAGUGAGAUGCAUGGGGCGAUGAGGAGGUUGCUGAGGAUUUGGUUUCGGAAGGAGAGAGGCGUGGGGGAGAUGAGAUCCUAG
Messenger RNA from Heteronotia binoei (common prickly gecko), 972 nucleotides. RefSeq names its product olfactory receptor 1F1-like. Gene Ontology annotation, biological process: G protein-coupled receptor signaling pathway. NCBI's taxonomy places the organism in Eukaryota, Metazoa, Chordata, Lepidosauria, Squamata, Gekkonidae. Gene Ontology annotation, cellular component: membrane. The transcript has a single exon. The record is from RefSeq and is a predicted model, not a curated record. Gene Ontology annotation, molecular function: olfactory receptor activity; G protein-coupled receptor activity. Bases 1 to 972 code for a protein of 323 amino acids.